GUUUGACAAUGACGGACCGGGUCGAUCCCAGUACGGCGCCAGGACAGGACAUGACCCACGACGUGUUGACGCUGUAUGGUGGCCACAACCCAAUGCCCCUCGCUAAGCUCAACGAACCGCGGCCAAUCGAGUCGGACAGCGACGACGACGAGCUCGUGAACGCGCGUUUGUGGCGCACCGCCACCGACGCCAAACUGCAAGCAUCGACAGCGGUGGCAUACACGGCCAUCACUGUCGCCGACGACGCUGCCCGUGCGCACAUUGAGCACCAAGCGUCGCUCGAAGCCGACCGCUUGGCGGCGGAUGUCACCGCUGCCCGCGCCUCGAUCGACCUGCAGCUGACCGAAACGCAGGCGUCGCGACGCGAGAAGGAGGCUGUGCUGCAUGCCAAGGUUGCCGAUGCACACGCCAAGGUCGCCGAGGCCGAAGCCGUCGCACGCCGGCGCAUCGAAGACCAAGCGUGCCUCGACGAAGCGUCGCGAAAGGCAGAAGAAGAGGCCGAGCUCGCGGCUUUCCGAGCCCAGUUGGAUGCAACGCGGGAGGCGCGGCGUGAAGCGGCCGAGCGCCACGAUCAAAAGGUUCUCGAGGCAGUGCUCGCUGCGUCAUUGUACGAGUACAACGAGCACCAGCGUAUCGAGAAACAGCUUCACGACGCCGAGGCCGAGAUCGAGCGCACGCGAACGUUGAACCAAGCAGAGCUCGACCGCAUCCGAGCGCACGCGGCAGCAGCCAAGCAAGCCUCGCGCGACGCUGUCGCUGCAUCGCAGGCCAAGGCCCAGCGGCUCGCCGACGAGGCGGUCAAGGCGGUCCAUACAUACCAGGAAACCGAGGUCCACCGCCAAGAGGCCCUUUUACACUUGAGCACGCAAGAGUCGGAGCGCGAGAUGGAAGCGCAGCUCCACGCACUGCACAUGCGCCAGGAAGCCGCGACGCUUCGGCGCAUCGAGAGUGAACGCAUGGCGCACGCCGCGCAAGCACGCGCAGCGCAGCUCCGCGACGAAGCGAUCGCCAAGGUCAAGCAAGUGCGUGAGCUCUCCAAGCAAAAAGUGACGUCCGACCUUCUCCACGAAGACGAGCUUCGCGACCUCCAGUACCAAACGCAGCUCCAAGCCCUCUCGCUCGAGAAGGCGCAGGCGACGCAGCGACGGAUCGAGCGGGAGCACGCGGCCGAAGCAGCCCAGGCGCGUGCUGUCCAGCUGCGCAACGACGCGGUCGCCAAAGCGCGUCAAGUCCGGGCGAUGAGCAAGCAACAGAUUGGGCUCGAGCUCGAGCGCGAAGAGAGCCUCCGCGAGCUUACGUACGAGACCCAAGUAUCACGUCUGCAAGCUGAGAAGGACGCAGCAACGCGGCAUCGCAUCGAGGCUGAGGAAAGAGCCGCGAGUGCGAAGGCCCGCGCCGCGUCCCUUCAGAGCCAGGCCAUGGCAGCAGCGACCAAGGCCCGCGCCGGCUCCGCCCCUUUGCUUUACGCGGACCAGAGUCGACAGCCGGCAGCCGUCCCAAACACUCUCGUGUCGCCCCACACAGCUGUGGACGAGCCACGACCGGUCGUUGCGGAUCACGCGCCUCGACCUGCCGUGGAGCUGGCUGCAAGGCCCGUGUCGGUGCGGCCAUCGUCGCUCGCCUCCACGGACGUGACGAUCGAUACGACUGCGGUGCCCGAGAGUACGACGGUACCAGCCACCGUGCCGGACCGACGACGACGAAGUCGCGACGCCAAGCAAAAGUCCAAGGACAAAAAGUGCGCCAUUAUGUAGUAACCCUAAACACGUUUAUGUAUUAUUGUCUCGUCG
Messenger RNA from Saprolegnia diclina VS20, 1790 nucleotides. RefSeq lists its product as hypothetical. Lineage: Eukaryota; Oomycota; Saprolegniomycetes; Saprolegniales; Saprolegniaceae. The transcript has a single exon. Bases 9 to 1754 code for a protein of 581 amino acids. The record is from RefSeq and is a predicted model, not a curated record.